GCACCGCCGCGCCCGCCGCUCCCGGCUCCAGCGCCAGAGCCCCCCGGCCACAAUGCAACACCAACAGCGUCGAAUGUUCACGGCUGCCCUUCUGGCACUCAUUUUUUUUAUGGCCACUCUGAGCACCACUGAGGCUGGCAAAAAAGAGAAACCAGAGAAAAAAGCAAAGAAGUCUGACUGUGGGGAAUGGCAGUGGAGUGUCUGUGUACCCACUAGUGGUGACUGUGGCCUGGGGACACGUGAAGGUACUCGCAGUGGAGCUGAGUGCAAACAAACCACCAAGACUCAGAAAUGUAAGAUUCCGUGCAACUGGAAGAAGCAGUUUGGAGCGGAGUGUAAAUACCAGUUCCAGGCCUGGGGAGAAUGUGAUUUGAACACUGCCUUGAAGACCCGAACUGGGAACCUAAAGAGAGCUCUGCAUAAUGCUGACUGCCAGAAGACUGUCACAAUCUCCAAGCCCUGUGGGAAACUUACCAAACCCAAACCUCAAGAAUCCAAGAAGAAGAAAAAGGAAGGCAAGAAACAAGAGAAGAUGCUGGAUUAAUAGAGCCAACUUGGGCAGUGCGAGAAAGGGACAUCAGGAAACGAUCAGUUAACGGUUUCAUUUAUACUUAGGCAUUUUAUCCUAAAAUUAUUUAUAGCUUAAUGGUACAAUAGAAGGAAACAAGCAAACACACAGAAAAAAAAAAAAAACCCUUUUUUAUUACUUUAGUAUUUUUAAUGUAUAACCCUAACAACAAUUUUUAGAGGCCUGCAAUAAAGGACUCCAAACUUAUCUAGAAAUUUACAUCUAUUAUAUAUUGAACAAUGUAGAAUUUUUAAAAACAUGUUUUCUCAAAUAUUGCUGUAGGUCUCAAUCUUGUAAUUACUCCAUGCAAGCAGAACCUGAACCUGUGUAGAGGCCAGCUGAAGCCAGUGGUGCCCUGUGUGAACAUAGGGGUCUGUCUGGAUGCAGUUAUAUUUAAGAUUGGGAACCAUUUGUCUGAGAGGAAGGAAAAAAACAAGACUUUCUUAAGUUCUUACUACAUCUAAAUAACUGUAUGAAAUCAUAAGUUCAAGAAAAGGAUGGGGGCAUUUCAUUGAGUAUUUGUAGGAAUUUUUUUGUAUGUGUUGUGAAUGUUCAUUCCAAAAUGCCACCAUUUCUGGGCAAAACAUCAGUAGCACUGCUUCUAUUCUUGGUUGUACUUUUCUUGUGUGCAGGAAAAACUCUUGAAUACUUUCUUUCAGUGGCUGGAUAUAGCAGAGUCUUAAAUUUUCAUGAUUUUGAAGCAGGCUAAAAAGGAUGUUUUUUUAAAAAAGUGGAAUGAUAGCGAUACUCUCUGUUUUUGCCAUAUCUACACUGGUGGAUGAUAGAGUCUUCUGUUUUAUCUGCAAGAACAGAAAAUACUUACUUUUGUUUGUUUAUUUUGCCAGCAGGGAAACUACCCUUUUCACAUAAAUCUAGUUGAAAGGGU
Nothoprocta perdicaria is the source of this 1454-nucleotide messenger RNA. RefSeq names its product pleiotrophin (gene PTN). The record is from RefSeq and is a predicted model, not a curated record. The transcript has 5 exons. Bases 53 to 544 code for a protein of 163 amino acids. Gene Ontology annotation, molecular function: growth factor activity. Lineage: Eukaryota; Metazoa; Chordata; Aves; Tinamiformes; Tinamidae.